Molecule: messenger RNA, 1303 nt
Organism: Eutrema salsugineum
Lineage: Eukaryota; Viridiplantae; Streptophyta; Magnoliopsida; Brassicales; Brassicaceae
Product: GDSL esterase/lipase At5g22810
Exons: 5
Coding region: 60-1160 (366 amino acids)
Molecular function (GO): hydrolase activity, acting on ester bonds
Source: RefSeq, a predicted model, not a curated record
AGCAGAGAAACUUUUACAUCAUCAUCUCUGUGAAUAUACGUACUGAGAGAAAGAUUAAAAUGAUGGGUUUCUCUCGAGAGUUGGUGGGAAUUUGGUUAAAGCUCUAUGUGGUGGUUGGAUCUUUAAUGGUUCUUGAGGUAGUAGUGGUGAUGAAGGCACAGCCAUUGGUUCCAUCGAUGUUCAUAUUUGGUGAUUCGGUGGUUGAUGUUGGAAACAACAAUCAUAUAUACACAAUCGUUAAAGCUAAUUUCCCUCCUUAUGGAAGAGAUUUCACAACCCAUAAACCCACCGGAAGAUUCUGCAAUGGAAAAUUGGCUACUGACUUCACCGCUGAGAAUCUUGGGUUCACAUCAUACCCACAAGCUUAUCUAAGCAAAAAGGCAAAAGGCAGAAACCUUUUGAUUGGAGCUAACUUUGCAUCUGCAGCUUCUGGUUACUACGAUGGCACAGCCAAGCUCUACAGUGCAAUAUCGUUGCCGCAACAGCUGGAACAUUACAAAGACUAUAUUAGCCAAAUCCAAGAACUCGCAAAUUCGAACAAUAGUAAAAAUGCUAACGUCACUUCCAUAAUUUCCGAUGGCAUUUAUAUCGUCAGCGCGGGGAGCAGUGACUUUAUACAAAAUUACUAUAUUAACCCUCUCCUCUACAAAGCCCAGUCAUCUGAUGAGUUCUCCGAUCUCCUUAUCCUCUCCUACUCCAAUUUCAUUCAGAAUUUGUAUUCUUUAGGAGCAAGAAGGAUCGGAGUGACGGCGCUUCCGCCGUUGGGAUGUUUACCGGCGGCCAUAACGGUGGCGGGGCCACACGAGGGUGGAUGCUCAGAGAACCUUAACAACGACGCAAUCUCCUUCAACAACAAACUCAAUACGACGUCGCAGGCUCUCAAGAGAAACCUCAUUGGACUCAAUUUGGUCGUCUUUGAUAUCUAUCAGCCUCUUUAUGAUCUCGCCACCAGGCCAUCCGAAUUUGGAUUUGCAGAGGCAAGAAGAGCAUGUUGUGGAACAGGACUACUAGAGACAUCAAUACUGUGUAACCCUAAAUCACUAGGAACAUGUAACAAUGCAUCUCAGUAUGUCUUUUGGGACGGAUUUCACCCAACAGAAGCUGCUAACAAGAUUCUUUCAGACAAUCUCUUGAUCUCUGGCAUCUCUCUCAUCUCCUAAUGAUCCCUCUUCUCUCUCUCUCUACUUUCCUCUCAAGAUCAUUGUUGCUUUUGACUAUUAUGGCUUAAGAUUGUAUUUUUCACUAUCUGCUGUUGUUUUGCCCAUUUGAAUUCAAGAAUGAAUCGAGAUUUAUAUCUAAAAAC